CCUAAUUAAUUAAUUAUUUUAUCAGCUAACUUAUAUUUUAUUGAUCUGUCCGCGUGAACCAGCAGACCAACAUGCUCUCUACUCGCUCUGCUCUCUCCGUGAAGAACCAGCAGUCCCUCAGCAGAGACAUCAGCAACAUGUCGCUGGACAAAGAGAACACGCCGCCCAGUCUCAGCUCGACCCGGGUCCUGGCGACCAAAACCGCGCGGAAAAUCUUCUCCUCUCCGGAGGUGAAGAAGAGCAGCAGCAGGGAGGAAGAGGAGGAGCCGCUGCUGAAGGAAAACCCUCGACGCUUCGUCAUCUUCCCCAUCCAGUACCACGACAUCUGGAACAUGUACAAGAAGGCCGAGGCCUCUUUCUGGACCGCCGAGGAGGUGGACCUGUCCAAGGACCUGCAGCACUGGGAGUCCCUGAAGGACGAGGAGCGGUUCUUCAUCUCUCAUGUUCUGGCGUUCUUCGCCGCCAGCGACGGCAUCGUUAACGAGAACCUGGUGGAGCGCUUCACACAGGAAGUCCAGGUGACGGAGGCCAGGUGUUUCUACGGCUUCCAGAUCGCCAUGGAGAACAUCCACUCAGAGAUGUACAGCCUCCUCAUCAACUCCUACAUCAAGGAGCCCAAAGAGAGAGAAUACCUGUUCAACGCCAUCGAGACUCUGCCGUGUGUGAAGAAGAAGGCCGACUGGGCCAUCAACUGGAUCGGCAACAAGAGCGCCAACUACGGAGAGCGAGUUGUGGCCUUCGCUGCCGUGGAGGGAAUCUUCUUCUCUGGUUCCUUCGCUGCGAUCUUCUGGCUGAAGAAGAGAGGCCUGAUGCCCGGCCUGACCUUCUCCAACGAGCUCAUCAGCAGAGACGAGGGUCUCCACUGUGACUUUGCCUGUCUGAUGUUUAAACACCUGGUGAACAAACCGUCGGCAGAAACCGUCACCAAGAUCAUCAAGAACGCCGUGGAGAUCGAGCAGGAGUUCCUGACGGAGGCUCUGCCGGUGAAGCUGAUCGGGAUGAACGGGGACCUGAUGAAGCAGUACAUCGAGUUCGUAGCCGACAGACUGAUGCUGGAGCUGGGCUUCACCAAGAUCUACCGGGUGGAGAACCCCUUCGACUUCAUGGAGAACAUCUCUCUGGAGGGGAAGACCAACUUCUUUGAGAAGAGAGUGGGAGAGUACCAGAGGAUGGGCGUGAUGUCAGGACCCUCAGACAACACCUUCAGGCUGGACGCUGACUUCUGAGGCUCUAAAAGGUUUAACUCCGUCUGAAUGUUUACAGACUCUCUCCACCUGCCUGGUGACCCGGGGACCUGCAGUGCAUGCUGGGAUUGCAGCACAAACGUAUCCGUUAACACAUGGACUGUUGUACAUAACAACUUAUGGUGAUCAACGACUGUUUUUUGUAAAUUAAUAGUUUCUUUUAAUCUGCAUUUUGUAACAAAAUGCAAAGCUUUAUAUAUAUUAAAGUGUUUUUAGAUCAGCUUUAGUUACUUUGUUAAAUAUGUACAGGAAAUGUUUUAUCUUGGUAGUGACUUUUGGUUUUGUAAUAAAAAUGAUGUAAAUUGAAA
Messenger RNA from Centropristis striata (black sea bass), 1552 nucleotides. RefSeq names its product ribonucleoside-diphosphate reductase subunit M2. Gene Ontology annotation, cellular component: cytosol. The transcript is spliced from 10 exons. Gene Ontology annotation, biological process: deoxyribonucleotide biosynthetic process. The record is from RefSeq and is a predicted model, not a curated record. Gene Ontology annotation, molecular function: ribonucleoside-diphosphate reductase activity, thioredoxin disulfide as acceptor. Bases 72 to 1226 code for a protein of 384 amino acids. NCBI's taxonomy places the organism in Eukaryota, Metazoa, Chordata, Actinopteri, Perciformes, Serranidae.